AUGCCCUGCCCAUGGUCGGGGCUGGACUUGGUCAAAGACAGGCUGGCGAAAGGCCAACGACUUCUUGAAGGAAACGAAAGUAAGUCUCCAAUCGGCGAUGUUCAUCCUAGUUUGGAGAACAUUGAGCGGAACGCCGGAAUCCUCCGGCCAUUGGUGGAGAGGAUGAAAUCGAUGAAGAGAAUGAGCGCUUGGCCCAUCGAGACUUAUUCGGUGCUUUGCGUUGCAUUUUACGACGGGCACAAAGAGUGCUAUAUGGGACGCAAGGGCAACGAGAGUUUCAAUCCGGAGUCGUGGGGAUUUCAGCAGGCUUGGGCGAUGCAUAAGAUGAUCUCUGCUCUGAGAACGAAAGCGAUGCGGGACGAGAUUCCCCGUGAGCUCAGUCUAGAGUUAGCAAAUCGUAUGUUCUGCUUUGACGUCUCGUUAGACGCGGCAUCAGCGGAGCUGGUGAACUUGCUGCGUGAUGCCAAGAGGCUUCGUCUUCAGGAGAUCAAGGAGGAGACCGAGCGGGAUUACCCGAUGCAGUCUGAAGGCUCGGAACAUGACGAUGGCGACGGUGAGCACGAGGAGUGCGAUGAUGAUGAUGGUGAUGCUGUCAUGGUCGACUCACCGGACAUGGAUGUGUUUGAAGCCUUCGGGCUUCUGGGUGACACAGUGCCCGGUGCACCGGGCGAUGCUCCUGCAGACCAUUCGGAGGCGGGUCCCCCGUUGAGGGUGGAGGCCUCGGAGGUGGGUCCCUUGGUGAGGGUGGAGGCCUCGGCGGCUGGAUUUGCUGAUGUUGAGAUGAUCGCCGACUCACCGGAGCCAGUAGUGGCAUCCUCUGCAGGCUCCCCAGUUCAGCUGGACUGCCCUAUGGUGGGGACCACACCUUCUCCGACCGUAGACAAGGGAAGCAUGAAUGUGGGAGUGCCGGCCGAUGCAACCAACGAGGACACAUUGCCGGCAAGCUUCGAGGAGAUGGAAGCAGUGGCCGCAAUGCUGCAGCGCAAUCCUGCUUUGAAGAGGAAUGUGUGGGGGGAUGAUGCUAGGCUUGAGGAGCCGGCAAGUCGCCGGCCCUUCCUGCCGGACGAACCAGAGACUUCGGAGAGCCCUGUCCCAUUGGGGCAGCGCACCCCAUCUGAAGCUUUCGGGAGCCCAUGCCGAGUCCCCCGGUCCCCGGGCUCCACGUUGAGCAAGAUGGGGGAUAACAGCCCGAAGCCAACGAUCAGCCCUUUGCAGGUGGGCGUGGGCGUGGCAGAGGCAAAGGCAGCAAAGACACGCGUGCGGACCAUCUCGAUGGUGGCCGAGGUCGCAGCACAGGCCGCGGUGCAGGCUGCCGAGGUGCCGCUCGCCCCUGUGAAGGAGAAGCCAGCGGUCAAGGCGAAAGCCAAAGCCAAAGCCAAGAGCAAUGGCAAGCGCGGGUUGGAGUCACCCACGGAGCCUACGGCCGACGAGAAGCCGGGCAAUGAGAGGGCUGAGAGUGUUGCCUCUCCGAUCCGCCCCAGGACCCUUUUCACGGGCAGCCCUGCGAAGCCUAUCUUCAACACGCCUGCAAGACGUGAUCUUGGGAAGGGCCGAGGAAAGGGUAAGAAGGCUGCGAACUCGAAGCCUGCUGCUCGUCCCCAAGCUUCCGAUUUCCUGCGCGAUAAUCAGGCCACGCUUCCGAACUCCUUUGCCCGCAGAGCGAUCCCCGCGGGUGUGGCAGCUCUGGAGCGUUAUUGCCGGAUUGUGAGGGCCUUCCAGAACCAGGUGGAGUGUGAGAUCGAGCCGGGAACGAAGUGCAAAGCUGAGGUGGGAAUCAGCUAUUUGAACAAACAGCACUAA
This is a messenger RNA of Symbiodinium necroappetens, 1800 nucleotides long. NCBI's taxonomy places the organism in Eukaryota, Dinophyceae, Suessiales, Symbiodiniaceae. The record is from the annotation of a GenBank genome assembly.